UUUAGGUCUCAGCCUUGUGUCUUUCUUGGAUACAACUCCAAAUAUAAAGGUUAUAAGGUCCUAUUGCCAAACAGAAAAGUCAUCAUCACUAGAAAUGUGCUUUUUGAUGAGAAGGUUUUUCCAUAUCAAACCAAACACCUUACUGCCACCACAUCUCCUACCUCACCUCAGAUUACCCUUUCAGCCCCUCCCAUCAUUGUUCACAGAUCUACCUCUAAUAAAACCACACCUCCUUCACCUCUAUCAUCUCAUCUUCAUACACCAUCUUCAAAUAAUUAUAGUUCUCAUUCUUCUUCUUCUUCUCAUACAGUGCCCAUACAUGAUGCUCAAAAUUUACUCAUUAUUUACCCAUUGAAGAUUAUGUUCCUGCUGCUUCUAACCAACAUGCAG
This is a messenger RNA of Striga hermonthica, 390 nucleotides long. The record is from the annotation of a GenBank genome assembly. NCBI's taxonomy places the organism in Eukaryota, Viridiplantae, Streptophyta, Magnoliopsida, Lamiales, Orobanchaceae.